This is a messenger RNA of Bacidia gigantensis, 1668 nucleotides long. RefSeq lists its product as uncharacterized. Gene Ontology annotation, cellular component: cytoplasm. NCBI's taxonomy places the organism in Eukaryota, Fungi, Ascomycota, Lecanoromycetes, Lecanorales, Ramalinaceae. The record is from RefSeq and is a predicted model, not a curated record. Gene Ontology annotation, molecular function: NEDD8 activating enzyme activity. The transcript has 2 exons. Gene Ontology annotation, biological process: protein neddylation. Bases 1 to 1668 code for a protein of 555 amino acids.
AUGUCCGCUGAUCCCACGCCACCCGCUCUAAAGGCACUUUCUGCAGCUCCUUCGGCAAAAGAAAAGAAGUACGACAGACAACUACGUCUCUGGGCUGCUAAAGGACAAGAGGCUCUAGAGCAAGCUCAAAUCCUUCUCCUCAAUAACGGUCCUGGUGUUGUUGGCGUCGAAACUCUCAAAAAUCUCAUUCUCCCUGGUGUAGGUAGCUUCACUAUCAUUGACCCGUCGAUAGUCCAAGAAGAGGACCUGGGGGUCAAUUUCUUUCUCGCAGAGGAGAGCUUAGGCAAAUCAAGGGCAAAAGAAUGCGCAAGAUAUCUUAGGGAGCUGAACCCUGAUGCUAAAGGAGAAGGCUUUGAUCGUCCAUUCGACCCUGACUCAGACCUUGUGGGACCUUCCUUGGUUCUUGUCACUGCACCGUCCAAAGAUCUCGAUUUCAUUUCAAGUUGCUGCACUGAUAGAAAUAUACCACUACUUUAUGUACAAUCUCUCGGCUUUUAUUCUCAGUUCUCUAUCCAGCUGCCUACAUCCUUUCCUAUUGUCGAUACCCAUCCAGAUUCCGCUUCUACACAGGAUCUUCGACUCCUAACACCGUGGCCAGAGCUCGCCGAAUAUGCCGAGAAAAAGACCAGUCAGUUAGCAAAAACAUCAGAUCAUGAUCACGGCCACAUCCCUUGGUUGUUGCUCCUGCUGCACUACCUCGAUAAAUGGAGGGAGUCCCACGAUGGAGAACCUCCCAAGAACUACGACGAAAAGAAGGAUUUUAAAACCCUAGUCGAAAGUGGAGCGAGAAGAAAUAAUCCAGAAGGUGGUGAGGAGAACUUUGAAGAGGCAUCCGCGGCAGUGCUUAAGUCACUCAAUCCGCCUAAAAUAUCCAGUGGUCUCCAAGAAGUGCUCAAUGGAGCCCAAGGUCAAGGAAAGACUCGAACCACUGAAUCAGACUUCUGGAUUAUUGCCGAAGCUAUCGGAAUCUUUCAUUCCAAGCAUGACGUUCUUCCAGUACCCGGUGCUAUACCAGACAUGAAAUCCCAAUCCGCAGAUUACAUCGAUCUUCAAAAUAUCUACAAGCGAAAAGCUCGGCAAGACGUCACAGAGGUGACUGGGUUUGUGCGAGAGAUAGAGCGGAAGCUGCAGCGUGUUCAGUGGAUAGAUGAAAAGGAAAUAGAGGCAUUUUGCAAAGGUGCCAAUUUCGUCAAGCUCAUGGAAGGUCGGACACUUCGAUUUUCCGAAUAUAAGCGUUCUCUUAUGGACAAAAAACAAGUACAGUACAACAACGAUUGGACAGUAAGCGCAGGUAAUCUUUCACUUGAGUUCUUAAUGCAAGAAGAAUCUCUGUUACCACUAUAUCUCGCUUUUCUGAUUUACGACCGCCAUCAUUCCGAAUUUGUCCCUAUCGACUAUACCAAAGUAAUGGAGGAGACCAAAGAAGUCAUCUCAAGCGUAGUGGCAGCAGCUGGAGGUAACGAAGCCUCAAUCCUUCGAGCGAAGGCAGAGGAUGCAGUGAAAGAACUUGAGCGUGCCGACGGGGCGGAGUUGCAUAAUAUUUCGGCUUUGACGGGAGGGAUGGUGGCACAGGAGAUUAUUAAGAUAAUUACGAAACAGUAUGUGCCUGUCGAUAACGUAUGUGUUUUUGACGGGAUCACGAGUAAGACCGCUGUGUUCCGCAUAUGA